Messenger RNA from Caenorhabditis angaria, 925 nucleotides. NCBI's taxonomy places the organism in Eukaryota, Metazoa, Nematoda, Chromadorea, Rhabditida, Rhabditidae. The record is from the annotation of a GenBank genome assembly.
AUGACAAUUUUGCUUAUAUUUUUUAGACUUCGAAAAUGUGCUUCUUGGGAUGAUCCAACCGACCGAAGCUCAAUGUCGCCAAUAAAAAGUAGCACCCCAUACUGGUUUUGGGUCCAAAGUGGAGACUUGGAGUCGGCGAGAAUUUCAAUAAGUCUAGGUAAGAAAUAAUGAUCAUCGUUGUGAAAAAUAUCACAUUUUUUCAGUUGAAUCGGAGCAGAAAAUCGAAUUUUUUCGAAAUUCGACAAAAAGAAGCAAAACAUUGUCAUUUUGUAUUGUGUUCCUCAUUGUGAGGGUCAAAAUCUCUCGAUUAAAAUCGAUUUCGGAAAAAGACAAAUCUCAACAUCAUUGGCAAUCAACGAUUCUCAAGAAGACAACGAACAAAAUUCGACAAUGGAUCGAACAAUUAGAGAAUUGGUGAGUUGAACAUUUUUCAGAAAUUUUGAAUCGGACCAUAGGAAAUUCUGAAUCGGACCCAAAAAAUCGGACCACUUUUUGAAAAUUUCUUGCUUUUGGCACCAAAACGAAGAUGACUUUCCCCGAUUCCUUCAAAAUCGGGUCCGAUUUUUGAGCGCAGAGAGGAAUAAUCAUUUUUCUCAUUCUCGCAAUAAAUUUGAGUCUUGCAGCAAAGCGACCCCCAUUGGAAAAAUCACUCAAGCGAUUUACCAUCGAUAUCCUCAUUCAAUUGCCAAAAUGUUACCACAUCAACGCAGUAAGUUAAUUAUCAAAAAUCGAAAUCAAAAAGCGCAAAACCGGCUUGUGCACCAAGUCAGUUCAUUCUGGAACCUCCCAUAUGAGCUCAGGAAAUUUUAAACUCUGGAAAUUGAAUUUCAGAUUGGAAGACAAUGGUGCCGUAGAAAAUGAAGAAGCUGGUGAACCGAAACCGAAACUACAAAAGGUAUGGUAUGGUAAAAAUAAUUCGUUUUAG